Molecule: messenger RNA, 4396 nt
Organism: Chanos chanos (milkfish)
Lineage: Eukaryota; Metazoa; Chordata; Actinopteri; Gonorynchiformes; Chanidae
Gene: scarb2c
Product: scavenger receptor class B, member 2c
Exons: 12
Coding region: 111-1556 (481 amino acids)
Biological process (GO): receptor-mediated endocytosis; protein targeting to lysosome
Cellular component (GO): lysosome; membrane; cytoplasm
Molecular function (GO): scavenger receptor activity
Source: RefSeq, a predicted model, not a curated record
ACACCGAAUACCAAAUAGACAACAGACCUAGUUUAAAGAUUGAAGAAAACAUCUCAAACCACUUCUUGUAGGACCAGAAGCGCUCCUAAACAGUAGUCAGCUGUCUCGACAUGGUCACGAAAUCAUGCUGUAUUUACAGCACUGGGGUGCUUUCCAUUCUCAUUUUAAUUGCUGGCAUUGCCUUGGUGUUGUCUCAAGUCUUUCCCAACAUUUUGUACAACAGGAUAAAGCAGGAAAUUGUGUUAAAGAAUGGCACAGAUGCUUUUGAGAUCUGGCAGGACCCCCCACCUCCAGUCUACAUUCAGUUUUAUUUCUUCAAUCUGACCAAUCCUGAUGAGGUGUUGGCCGGGGAAAGACCUGCAGUACUGCAGCUGGGGCCAUACACCUAUAGAGAGUAUCGUCCUAUGGAAAAUGUGCGCUUCCUGGAGAAUGGCACCAAAGUGGUUGCAGUCAACCCAAAGACUUAUGUGUUUGAACCCAACAUGACCAACGGGUCAGAGGAUGAUCUCAUUAGAACUGCAAACAUUCCAGCAAUGACAGUGAUGGAGAAAUUUGCAGACCACAGCUUUAUCAGCAGAUUCAUCUCAGACUACAUGAAAGGGGUUGGCAUCGGUUUAUUUGUGACCUACACUGUCCGAGACCUUCUGUGGGGUUACCAGGACCCACUGCUCCAUGCUCUCCAGACCUUUGAUCAUAGUUUGGAUGACAACUUUGGCCUCUUCUACAAGAUGAAUGGGACUGGUGAUGGAGAGUAUGUAUUUUUCACUGGAGAAGACAAUUAUCAAGACUUUGCUCGGGUGGACUUGUGGAAUGAUGAAAGUUCAUUAAAAUGGUGGAGCACUGAUGAAUGUAACAUGAUCAAUGGGACGAAUGGAGCCGCCUUCCAUCCAGUAAUCACCAAGAAAGAGACACUAUACAUGUUUUCAUCAGAUCUCUGCAGGUCUCUUUAUGCGCUCUAUGAGCAGGAAGUGAAUGUGAAAGGAAUCCCAGGGUACCGCUUUGUUCCUCCCAGCGAGGUUUUUGCCAACCUGACAGUGAAUCCAGCUAACGCUGGCUUCUGUGUGCCCGCAGGAAACUGCCUUGGUUCAGGCUUAUUAAACAUCAGUGCCUGCAAGCAAGGUGCUCCAAUUAUCAUGUCAUCACCACACUUUUAUCAGGCUGAUGAGAAGUUUGCCAAGGAUAUUUUUGGAAUGAAUCCUAAGAAAGAAGACCAUGAGACCACCAUAGAUAUAAACCCGCUCACUGGAAUUGUGAUUCGAGCUGCCAAGAGGCUCCAGGUGAAUGUUUACUUAGAGAAGAUAACUGCCUUCAGCCAGACCGGUGACAUAAAGACUCUGGUGUACCCCAUCAUGUUCCUAAAUGAGAGCGUUGUCAUUGAUGAGGAUUCCGCCAAGAAACUGCGAGCAGUGGUUGAUAUGGGCAAUGUGGUGAUCAACAUACCCUUCAUUGUGAUUGGAUUAGGCAUCCUCAUGGGUGUGGUCUUUUUGGUCCUUAUGUGCCGACAGAGAGUCCCAGAGAGCACUCCUGCUGAACGCCAGCCUUUGCUGACGUCUUAACUUUGCAGAAGGUGGACUAUUGGGAGAGAAAGCUACCUACAUAUGGUCUCCCUACAGAAGACGCUCAGUUCACAUAGUUCUAUUCUGAAACAAGCAUGUCUGUGUUGGCUUGCAAACACCUUACAGUACUUACAUCAUGCCUUUUCAGUAUUUAAUCACGGAGUUGACCAGCCACUGAGGAAGCAUUGAGGAGCAAAGGUGUCUUCUUGAUAUGCGCUCUUAGUUUUGCUGAAAUGUAAAAAUUGCUUCUAUUUUGAUUUUUAUACUUUAAUGACUUCGCGCAGCUUGGACUUGUGCUGUGUUAUGUGGUUUGAGCGGGGUUUGAUAUGCUGUUUUAAGUGUUUUUAAUCAGGGAAUUCCAGAAAAUUUCUAGGAAAGACUCCUUUAGAGAAAAUGUAGAACAUGGUAAUUUAAGGGAAGGACUUUUUCCAGGGGGUAACGGCAGCAUUGGGAGUCAAAGCUUCCAUUGAUUUCAUUCUUUUGAUUCCUGGGGAAGGUGCCUUAGUGUCUUUAAUGACAUUAUUGUCCUCUCUUUCUUUUUGUUUAAUUAUGAAAAGGUAGAUUCCCAUCUCUGGAAUGAAAAGGUAGAUUCCCAUUUCUGGACAAAUCCUAUGCAGCCUAUUGGUUUAUUUCAUUAUGAUCUCACAGGAAGUGCAGGAUCUGGACCAGACUGUUAAGGGCACUAUUGUUGCACUAUGAGCAGAGGAAAUGUGGCUGCUCUUUUUUGAAUAAUUGCACUGACUAGACACUAUGAAGCAGUACUGUAUAUAUUUUAUUAAACGAAACUGGCAGUCUGCACUAUUCUGACAUCAGAAAGAUGGCCAGGACAGUAUAGAUCAAAAUUCAUAUGGUAUGAAUUUGAAUUUUAGAUAGUAAAGACUGUACAUCACAGUAUAGUGUUUUUCUGCACAUGGUCACACUUUUAAAAUCCAACAAAAUGGUGAAGGGAUAUCACUUUAUAGGUAAUUAUUUAGUCUUGCUGGAUUGUGGACCCGGACUGGGAGUCCCAACCCUGCUAUCGUUGCCUUCAGUUUCUCCAUUCUUUGUAGUACAGAGAGCAUGUUAUAGCUCACAUAAAAGGUUCUGUUGUCACAUGUCCUCUUUAAUCUGUAGGCUUGCUUUCUGGUCAUUUUACAAACUUCAGUGUUUUUUUAUGUUUUCUCUAGUUCAUAGAAAUGUCAAAGUAAUUUUACAUUCAUAGGAAGUACAGUCCCUACCAUAGUGCAGAUAUAUUACACUACGGCGGUUCUGGUAUGAUCAUUAUGCCUGCCAGCCCUAUAAUCAACAUUUCUACAGCUUACAUAAAUGAUGUCAUAACUUGCUGCACCUUAUUCAGGGUUGGAGGGUUUUACCAAAGGUCUAGUGGGGUUUUUGUAGAAAUACUCAUGUCAGUUUGUUAUUUUAUUUCUGUAGUUGUUAGUGCUGGUGCUGAUGGUACAGUUUGGGAGGUUACCUGUGCAGAUAGAACCAUACACGCUUUAUAAAUCUAAACUGAUUUUCACUGUACUGACAAAUGAGGCUCAGUUUAAACGUGAGGGUGCAUUUUCUUUUCAAUGGGAAAAUGAUUUUAAGGUUAAUUUUACUGAUUGUUUUAAAUUCUUGGAUCAAAGAUAUGGGAUUGGAUUGUUGACUGUUUUUUGCCAUUGAGUUGUUUUUUUUGUCGUGUUUUUAUUUUGAAUCCACUUUUCAGUUUAAUCGAACCACUGUGACGUCGAGUUUUAUGAUUAAAGCUCUCACUGUCUGAACUUUGACAUCAGCUAGUUAUUUAAAGGAGAUGGAAAGUAUGGUGUCUUUCGAAAGAUUAAGAUGAGUCAUAAUGACCAAUUCAAUACUCUAAAAUUUCAUGAAGAAAAUAUUAAUUAAGAACAUCACAAUGGUAGAAUGUUAGCUGCAAGAUCUAAUUUCUGAAAUUGUGACUAUGUGUGCUUUGUAUUCAGACAUUCUGUUGUUUUUGUUUUUGUGAACACAUAAACCGAUAGAUCAUAUUUUGUAUCACUCUGUAAAUUACCCUGCCAUCAGUGAUGGAGUAGACAGUUGUACUGUGGCCUGUCUGCUAUUUUUAUCUGAUGCUGCUGUCUUCCACAUAAUUUAACAAGCACCUUUACAUUAAUAUCCAUCAGGCAUUUUUUGUUUUAAUGUAAUUACCUCCUUUGAGUCACACCAACCUGACACCGUAUGUGAAGAAUUUAGAUUUAUCCAGAGUCAGCCAAAUUUGAAUUAUGUAGCGCAUUAGGAUUACUCCCAUCUUUAAGUGGGCAAAGUCACUUUAAUGACGAGUCGGUUUGAACGAAAAUAAAGGUCCUAUCUGUUUGCGCUCAAUGCCAUUGCAUCUAUGAGAUGUGAAGUGUACAUAAAUAUACAAUAAAGCAUGACAUGCAACGUUAUUGUUAUGUUACUGAUACUGACAGCAAUUUGACCCGUAACAGGCAGCGAUAUCAUGAUGUGGAUAUUUGAUUUUUUUUUCAGUCAUCUAGGAUUUUGUUUUGUGCUAUUAUGGAUAUCAACAUUACACUUCAGGGUUCAGGGUUCAGGGUUGUUCUCGUCAUAGUAACAACUUUGAGAGUUCCAAUUAAGGUUAAACACUGUCUGCUCUCUUUUUCCCUUCUGUUAGGAUCUCUCUGUUUUCCUUUUGCAGUGUCUCUAUAGAAGGGCACAGUGGAGAGGGAAUUUUAUGGCAUUAGUGCUUGAGAGUUGUCUCAGUUGUUUUAUACGCAAGAUGGAUUGAGUAGUAAUUUAGAGAUGAAGUAGACCGAUGAGCGUUUUUGAAAUGGAAAUACUUAGAUGAGUAAUGAUAUUUGUAAAUACUUGUAAACAAAAAUGUUGUUCUUCGGAUGAAUCCA